UUCAAGUACGCAGCAAUAAAAUUUGUGUUGCUCCAGAAAAAUGUAAAAUAUUGUAAAUUGGUAUAAAUAAAUUAAUAAAAACUCUUGUGAAAAGAUAGAGAAACACCCACUCUUAUUUGUCGAGAUAAAAUUCAUCACGGAAACAUGGAUUUCCCACAGCAAUUGGAAGAUCAUGUUACAAUAAUUGGCUCGAAUUGGAUAUAUUUUCAAAACUCUCAAUAAAAAAAUUCAUCCUAUUAAACCCGCAAAUAAAGUGGAUAUACAUACACAAGUGUAUACAUUUUUCCUGUACAUUAUUCUUUUAAACUGCAUAUAGAAAUUUUAGUGGAGCGACCACCGUCCUCUUUUGAUGUUGUAAUGGAAUCGCCGUUGUGUGCUGUCGGUGAUCUUGAUCGAAAGGGGCAACCAAGUAAAUCUGGCAGCAAGUACGACAAUUCUUCGACGCUUGACAAAAUGAAUUCGAGCAUGAAUAGCACCUUGGAUGACACAACGCCAAGUGAUUCUGGAGUGCAGUUGCUGGAUUCUGAAUCAAGCGAAUUCAUGGUUGAAUCAAUUACCUCACAAACUGGUUUCGAAUUUGAAGAAAUCAAAUCAGGCAAUGUACUAGAACAUAGCGCUAAUCGUGAACAAGUUGCUGUGGUUGCAGCUCCGAUGCAAACAGUUAAGGAACGUCAUUUCGUUAGCGCAGUAUUUGAGGAAAUUGUAGCCGGCUUUGAUACAAACUUCAAUGUUACAACAACCGACACAACGAACGAUUCAGAAGCGAAUGUUCCCAUUGAAGAUGCAAUGACUACAAGCACCUGUUCCACCUUUGAUACUACUGAAAAUAUUGUAUAUCGGCGUAAAGCGCGCAAGACAUCCAUUACACCUAAAGCGCCCAAAAAACGAGUAUCCUUUCAUGAAGACAUACUCAAAAAUACUCGCACCGACAAUAUACAUAUUGAACAUGGCUUCAUUACAUAUAAGUCUGGCCGCAAAGCGCUACAACAUAUAGGAGUAUCAGGACGUUACUCUUGGUGUUCGGAAGGAGAUGCGGGAGCUGCAGGUGGCGCAGCUGCACAGUCAGAACUGUGUGCACAUGCGCAUGAAGAUGAAGCGGAUCAAAAUAGAUGCGAGCAAAGACGUCGAUGUGUGGUUUAUCGUAAUGCAUGUUCCGAUGUACUAGACUAUGGCAACUCGGAUGUUUAUGAUAUGGAGGAGCAAAAAGCAUUACAAUAUGAUAAUUCUGGUGUUUUUGAAUAUAUGCCAAAAGUACGUGACGGUGCUGCUGAUGGUGCUGGUGUAGGUAAUGGUGCUGAGGGUCAACAGGUGUUGUAUCGGUGCUCUUGUUCUAGCUCAAAUUCCAGUUUGGACUCGGACGAAAAUGAUAAAAACUCAAAUAGACAACAAUAUGGGCAAGCGAAGAGCAGUUCAUGCGACUGUAUUGGCAUGAGUAACGCGAACAAUAAUAUAAUUGGUGAUAACUGUUACUUCUCUGAACCGAACAUUGAUAACCUAAAUGAAAAUAAUCCGAAAAAAUCGGUGUGGAACAAGGAGAAAAAACCGAAAUCAAGUUGCUUAAAGAAACCCAAACGGAACACAAAUAUCAUCUACGAACAGGAUCUGAGUACACGCGUCAAAAAAUUUAAUGUGCACGAUAUGAAUCAAUUAAUCGACAACAGUAGCAAAAUGAUUAUUGGUUCAUUAAAAAGUAUAUUCACAAUGCCGCUUCCAGAGCGCGGUGUACCCGAAGGUUCUGAAGAUCUCCAGUCAGUUGUCGAAUGCGUACCAGAAUUGGAACAAGCCACUCCGGAGCACAAAGCAAAACCAUUAGCUGAAUCAUUCUUUGCACCGCCUUCUCCACCACUUAAGCAAAAACCUUUUCUAAGUAAAAGCCUUGAUGGCUCUAAAAAGUCGCAGGGCGUCAAAAAAUUCGUACACAAUGUCGACGAGCAAUUGCGACGUAAGAAUGACGAAGAGAUAUAUGCACCGACACGUCAAAGUAGCGCAGAAAAAUCAGCUACUACGGAGCCACCCGGUCGAGUGUUGCAGAGGCAGGAAGAAAUCGAUGCAGACCAACGCCCCGAUCUAGAGGGUAUCUACACACAAAACCAACUCGUUGAUAAACCUACAGAUCUUGACGCAACAAAGCAGCUGCCGGCGGCUGCUGAGCAACCGUCACAAUUUCGCAACAAAUUUAUUGUUAAUUGUGAGAGCACAGUUUUCGAGCACACAGGUGUGUCAUAUUGUUACGACACAAAUGAAAUGCUCGAGCUUGAUUUGGACACAGCAAGUAACACGCCUGGAAGUAUUGCGUCGAGCUUGUUACUGGAAAGCGAAACGCCCAUUGCACAACCGGAGCCAGAUCAUUUGCGUAGUGCUUUCAGUGCUGCGCCCAUAGCAAAAACAUUUUCGAACUUCUUUCGCAGUUUUAAUAAAGAUUCAACCGCAACACCUAACGCUAAGAAAUCUUCAGCUUCAGCGACUAAAAAUGUUGCUAACGUUGUGGAAGAUACACAGAGAGCAGGCGCUGAUAAUUAUUCACCUAAAAUUCAAAACAAUUCAUUCAAAGAAGUCACCGAACCAAAACAACCCCCUAAACAUCCAUUGCCAAACACGAUCUCAUCGUCUACAAUAUCCGAGUUGACCAAUUCUAGUGCAUGCUCAUUACCGCAGACCCAAUCGAAAGCAACCACCUGUUCUUCAUUCAACGUCGGCAGCGUAGGCAAUAACAGCAACAAUAGUUUGGCUAUAGGGCAAGACUUGCGCGGCAACGUGGAAAAACAACAGCGUCACUUACCCUCGCCACUGAAGAAGCGUUCAAGUGGCGGAAAUUUAGCCACACAACCACAACGCUAUGGCACAAGUCUUGGUAGCGGUGGAAAUGGAAAUAUGGCGCUUUGUCACCCCGAAGCAACAUUGCUCAGUCCGGAUAUCUUCAAUUUAGGCAGCACUCCGGUCCUGGCAAACAGCACACCUCUUGGCAGUGGUGGUGGCAGUGCUGGCGGCUACAUAGGCGUACGCGGUAGUUGUGGACGCGAUUCGAAAAGCACCAUACUCAGCGAGGAAUUUGAUGAUAUUAUAACCAUAACAACGGAUACGGAUAAAAAUGAGAGUGACAUUGUCAUCGUAGAUUAUCCAAGUGAGAUGAGUGACAGGCAAAUGAUGAGCGACUAUGCGAAUCUCUUGAAGCCACCACAACCAAACAAUGCGAAAACAUCGUUAAUUAAUCGCUUCUUACGUAAUGUUACACAGAAAAAGAUACUCGAAUCUUCGAUACGCAAGAAUAAUUUCUUUGCCGACAAAUUACGUAGUGAGCAGAAACUAUUCUCUGGCAAUUUAUAUGUACCAGGUGUAAAGCCAAAGAAUUAUGAACUAAUUGAUGAUUUAAACGCGGAGAUAGCGAUGGAGAUCGAAAUGUCGGGUGCGAAUUCGCCACGGCAUGAAUUAGCACAAAUCGAUAACCUACCGGGCGAUGUGGCACGCUUUGAACUUGGUAUAGGUGAAAUAUCCAUUGAUAUAUUUAAUGGAAACUAUUUACAUAUACUAAGAGAUCCUGCCGAGCAACUUAUGAAGGUCUUCAAAUUAUACACCGGUUAUAGUCGUGAAGGCUAUAUGACCCCGGUUUUGGUUUUCCUUACCGAUCGCACAUUGUAUGUAACGGAUUUGGUGCGUAAUCGUUUGUGUUCGAAAUUCGUGCUCGCCUAUGUCGAACUGGAUGUGAUAUUAAUGGGUCCGUUUGGCAAUACGGUGUUACUCAGCAAUAGCGCACGCGAUAUGCAACAAGUAUUAUUGGCUGGUGGCCCAUAUCCCGCUGAUGGUUUGGUAGCAAAUUUGGAGAUGUGCGCGCGUCGUAGUGGCUCUUCGUUACCAGCUGUCGGACAAUUGUCGUUUGCUCAUCUCGCACCACUACAAGCUUUUGUACGUGAGAAUUCAUCGGUUGGUGCUACAGACACUUGGAUGUACUAUGCGGUGGUGAAUGUGCCAGCUGGCGUCCUAGGUAAUGAGCAAGAGCCCUUGGGACCGCACGUUAAAGGUUUUCUUAUGCAUCGACGCAUCAAAGAACACCAGGCGAGUAAUAGCGCCAGGCAUAUCUGGAAUCCCGGUUAUUUCUUAUUGAAGGCUGGUGUUUUAUACAUGUUCAAUGACUCAACACAGAAAAUACCAAGCUGGGCUGUGGCACUCGCUGAAUGUCAAGGUGCGCGUCGUUCACUCAAAGCUGGAAGACCACACUGUUUCGAGAUUAUUCUGAAGGGCCAACUAUUGCAGUUGGCCGCACCGGAUGAGUAUGUUGCCUCGGAAUGGUUGCAAGCGCUGCUGCAAACUGCGAGUGGCCUGUUCGAAAUGCAGGAGAAGCAUAAAACUCUUGGUUGCACGCUAGUUGUGACACAACAUCAUUUGAUAACAUUGCGUGAAGAUUUUUCGGCGCCCUUAAAGCAAAUAAAGCCUGAUGCAGAGAAUACUCAAAAUGUAGCAAGUUCUGGCAAGGAUUUUAUAGCUCGCGUCAAUGAUGAAUGCAGUCUAACAGCAGGCGAAACAGGCAGUCUGCUAAGCUCAGCAAUGAGUACACCAACCCGUUUUGCACCAAGAUCUUGCUCAUCAGUGAAUUCAACGCCUACCAAACUUUCCCAACUAUCACAGUCUACAACCACAUGCGGUGACCAUACCACACAUUCAACUUCUACAAAUGCCACCACCACGAACGCAACAUCAUUAGCCACAACAACUAAUUAUUCACGCCAAAUGCCGACAGAAUGUGCUAAGCAAACGGAAACGCGUUACUCCAAUAUGUAUAGUGUGUAUGGGAAGGAUUCUGGUCUAGAGAUACUCACCUGUGCGGAUAUAAAAGAAAUGACGGGCAUUAAAAUACCAUCGCACAAUGACACAUGGUGGUGUGUGCUGGAGUUCUCUUGUCAGGAGGUGCGCGACAGCACCGAUGAUUUGGUGAUCUUCUUUGCGAGCAGCUCGGAAAUGCAACGUUUCCUACGACUGCUCGAGCAGUUGUGGCAGGCAAAGAAUAAUGAUUUAUUUCCAAUAACGGUGUUGGAUGAGGAUGAUUUAAUAGCUGAGCAAUGUACCACGCUGUACAUGGAUAUAAAUCGUGCGUGGGAACCGCUACUCUCCGCAGCCAUGGGCUAUCCUUUGUGAGAAGUUUAAAACAAAACGAUCAUUAUGAGUUUAGAGCAGACAAUCUGCAAUGUGGAGAAGAACAAAUAGAGCAGUAUUUUUUCAAAUUUGCAGCUGAAUGAGGUUAAAAGGUGUCAGUAAAUAAUAAUUAAGCAUUAUAAAAGCUUUCGUACUCUCAAAACUUAACUCAAACUUAAUUACUAUAUGAACUACAUAUUUGCAUGCAUACAAAAACAAACACAUAAUCACACAAGCGAAACGGACAGUUAUUGCAACUAAUAAGUGAAGAUAGUUAGGAGAUGCAGUGAGUUAAGAAGUGAAUAAUUAUGAAAUUGUGAUGAAUUGACAAGUGAAAAUUUUAAAAUAAUGUACGGUUAUGCUUUUGGAUAUGCUGCCAUUUAUUUAAAAGUGCUAACUUAUGAUAAUUUUCGUUAAUUAUUGAAAUAUUUAUCUGCACUCGUUUAACUGUUAGGAAACUAAUAAAGCAGUUUGUUUAGAAAGUGCUAUAUACCAAGAAAUAUGCCACUUUUCAACAUUUUGAAAUUUUCUCGUCAAUCUGCGCAAAAUGCGCAUAACAAGAAAAUUUUAAAAUUUAAAAAAAUUUAAAAUUUUUUUGAGCAAUGCUGAAUGGAUUUUUUUUAGAGCUAUAUUUUCUUAAAUCAGCCUUAGAACUUUUUCGUGAAAGCGCAGACUUUUACGCGCCCUUUUAAUUAUAUAUUUUUUUUUUUAUAAACUUAUGGUUCCCCUUCAUCAAAAGUACUCUGUGGUAGGUACGCAAAUGUGUUAUCAGAGACAUACAUACAUCUAGUGUCGUAUUGUCAAAGCGAAACUUUAUCAUUUCAUGCAACAUCGCCAUUAAAAUUAAGUUUAUGCUAUAGUAAAUCGUGAUAUAUUCAUUUAAGCCUACGUAAAUAUUUAUUUUUUGUUACAAUAUUUACACCAAACGCGUGUUAAUUUUUUUUAUUAAUUUAUCGAUAAUCAAAAAAUGUAAUUUUUAUGUAAGAUGAAUUGAGAAACUGUUGAAUAUAAUAUUUUUGAAUUUUGAAUUCUAUAUAUAAAAUAUGUAAUGUAGAAAAAAAAAUAUGAAUAUAAUUUUUUUUUGUAUUUAAUAAGUUAGGCAUACAAUUGCAGUUGAUGUGUUUUCACAUAUUUUAAUGCUUUCAUAUUGUGAUUUUUUCCAAUAUAUAUUGUAAGUGCUUCUCUUUUUCUUUUUUAUUUGCUUAAGCAAACUUUUUAAUUGGUAUAUUUUUUCACAACUGUGUGUGUGGGCGUGCUGGGGCGUAUAAAAUGCACUUGUAGAAAACGGCACAAAAAAUAUUAGCGAAAUAAUUAAUUCUCAAAUGGCAAUUUUUAUUGCGAACAAAUAUUGUAGUAUAAUGUAUUUUUUUUUAUUUAAUUCUUCGAAGAUUGCUUGCAAACUUACAAAGCAUAUAAGACAUGCAAACAUACAUAAAUGAUACAUGAAUACUCGAACUCACAAUAUAUCAAUAUAUAUUUAUGUAUAAUACAGCAAAAGCAAAGAAGGAAAAAAGGAAGUGGGUUAUUGGGAAUGCAAAGUUCUUGUAAUAAUAUUAUAGUACUCAUGUGGCGGGUAUUCUUGAAUUGCACGUAAUUUCUCGCAGUAUAAUUAUAUAUACAUACGUAUAUAUAUAUAUAU
This is a messenger RNA of Bactrocera neohumeralis, 6763 nucleotides long. RefSeq lists its product as uncharacterized. The transcript has 10 exons. Gene Ontology annotation, cellular component: endosome membrane. The record is from RefSeq and is a predicted model, not a curated record. NCBI's taxonomy places the organism in Eukaryota, Metazoa, Arthropoda, Insecta, Diptera, Tephritidae. Gene Ontology annotation, molecular function: kinesin binding. Bases 358 to 5127 code for a protein of 1589 amino acids. Gene Ontology annotation, biological process: positive regulation of membrane tubulation; regulation of protein localization; lysosome localization.